Rubroshorea leprosula is the source of this 1026-nucleotide messenger RNA. The record is from the annotation of a GenBank genome assembly. Lineage: Eukaryota; Viridiplantae; Streptophyta; Magnoliopsida; Malvales; Dipterocarpaceae.
CUCGAUGUCCUUCUCUCUCUUCUUAGAUUUCCUUUACUCCUUACACAGACUCCCAGCCUCCUCUUCCCAAACCAUUCGGUAGCCAUCGUUUUUUCUUUUCUCUUCCUCCAGUCAUCAUCGUCGUGUCUCAUGGCUUCCAAAGCCUUCGAUCAGCCCACGAUUCCUCCAUUCUCGUCCCCUAUUCCAUCUCGCAUCCACUCGCCCGAACCAUUUUCACGGACAAAUGAGAUCCAUGUCAGCGAGUAAGCACCGAAAUUGGAAAGGGGAAAGCUGGAUCUGUUGAUUGGUGAUAGAGGUGAUGUGCACGCGAAGCUCCGGCGACUCGGUGAGAUUUCGAUCUCCCUACGGCUGGACUAGAUUUGCAGAUCUGUAAUACUACGAAACACGAAUGGGGUGACCAAAGGCUGGCAUCGGCGUAGAUUGAAGGCCCAAAUGCAUUUUGCAGGUUUUUGUAAAAGGGUAAAGAUCAGAAAGGCCCAAAUGCAUGUUGCAGAUUCUGGUAAAGAAGAAACCAAUUUGAAAAGCCCAAAAAUCUUGGAUCCAAAAGGCCCGAAGAGUUGAUUUCUGGAAUGUUCCUUUUAGGGUUUUUAAGGUUUCUUUGUUUGGGUAUAAAAAGAGGGUUUUAGGUUAGAAAGAGGGGGGUUUUUCUUUUGGUCGAGUCUGGUGUUGACGGCAAAGAAAAGGAAGAAUUUUUCUGCUGGAAGGGGGUCUUUUUGUUUGGGUUGGGUAUUGAGAACGGCGACAGAAAGGAGAGGAGUUUUGCUAGAGGGAGCCGGUGAUUUGGGAGAAGAUUUGGGUCUACCUUUGUAGAUAAUUUUCUGAACAGAGGAGUUUUCUGGGAACGAUGGUGAAUGGGAGCCUAGUCUCGUGGGUGGGAUCCCUCCCAUCAGAUCUGAAUCUACUUUACCUAAAAAAACUCUGCCAUGGGUGUGUUGCUUUGUUUGCCGACUUCUUUUUUUGUAUUUUUCAUUUAAUAUUCAAGAUUGUAUGUGUUUCUUGAGAAAUGAAUGAAAGAUCAUAGAUUUG